AUGCUAUCACUCAACAACCUUCGAUUCCUUCUUUCUUUCACCUUGUUUCUUCUUUACUUGAUGUUCAUGACCAACUCUCAUUCGGUAUAUGCGUAUGCCGCUGAUCGAACAAUCGACUACGAGGAGUGGACCAACCCGACCUUCAUUGAGGAGCGGUUUUCUGCCGCGACCAUUCAGUAUUCGAAAGGGUUUGAGGUGAUUGAAAAACCAGAAGGAAAACGGGUGGAUGUUUUAGAGGAGAACUUACCUCUAGUGCCAACCAUCUACAUUUUCAUCUCCAGGUAUCCAGGCCUUGCCAAUACAGCCUUUUACAAAAGCUCAAUCAUAUCUAUCGAGAAAUUUGCGAAAAAAGUGAAAGGCCGUAUCAUCAAACUACGGAGACGAUUACUUCCCCCGCACGCGCCUAAAGUGGAUAUUGUCUAUAUCUACAGCGCAACAGGUAACCUAAAUCACCAACCACUUGUCCAGUCCGUUCACCACCAACCGAAGUUUGGAUCUGUAAAGGCCUGGUUUAAAGCCGCAAGGAAUCAUGGGAAGGUAUACCUGGGACGAAAAAAGGAACAAUCGAAGAGAAUGGCAGUCGUGGCGGUCACAAUCGGCGACAGGUUAAUAAGGGCGUUUAUCAACGUUGAUAAUUGA
Morchella sextelata is the source of this 639-nucleotide messenger RNA. RefSeq lists its product as uncharacterized. Lineage: Eukaryota; Fungi; Ascomycota; Pezizomycetes; Pezizales; Morchellaceae. The record is from RefSeq and is a predicted model, not a curated record. The coding region runs from base 1 to 639 and encodes 212 amino acids. The transcript is spliced from 2 exons.